AUGAGUGACCUCUUACUAAAACAACGUUCAGGUACUCAAAAUCACAUUCCUCCCAAACCCCCUGAUAAAUUCAAUCCUCAAACACCUAAUACACUAUCCUACAAGGAUACACUGAUUCAAGAUGAAUUCUUCAACAACAUCACUACUCAAUCAGUGGAAGAAAUCUCAACACUUCCAAAGGACAUCCAAUCAACAGAAUUGGAUGACCAUAAUUCAGGGGUAUUGUCCCACAAACUGAAUCAAAUAAUAUUAUCUGAGGAGGAUAGAAAACGCAUGUACAACCCUUGUAAAUUCUCCAUCAUCAUAAAACUCAUGGGUAAACGAUUGGUGCAUCACUACUUCAAAAAGAAAAUCCAAGACCUGUGGAAGAUAAAUGAGAAUUUUCCACUUAUUAAUUUUGGAGAAAAUUACUACACAAUCAAGUUGGCCAAGGAGGAAAGUAUGACUAAGAUACUACAUAAUGGACCUUGGUUCAUCAAUGGUUUUUUUCUUUCAGUACAAAAAUGGGUGCCCAAUUUUGUAGCUAAAGAAGCUCAUCAAAGCUAUACAGCAGUAUGGGUACGAUUACCACAACUCCCCACAGAAUUUUACGAUGGCAUUAUUCUUACAAGAAUUGGCAACUGCAUUGGCAAACUACUCAAAGUAGAUGCACGCACAUCUACCACAUUAAGAGGAAGAUAUGCUAGGCUUUAUGUGGAGUUACCAUUGGAGCAACAGUGCAAAACUAUUUACUGA
This is a messenger RNA of Nicotiana attenuata, 735 nucleotides long. RefSeq lists its product as uncharacterized. The record is from RefSeq and is a predicted model, not a curated record. The transcript has a single exon. Lineage: Eukaryota; Viridiplantae; Streptophyta; Magnoliopsida; Solanales; Solanaceae. Bases 1 to 735 code for a protein of 244 amino acids.